Molecule: messenger RNA, 3480 nt
Organism: Aspergillus puulaauensis
Lineage: Eukaryota; Fungi; Ascomycota; Eurotiomycetes; Eurotiales; Aspergillaceae
Product: putative GATA transcription factor (Ams2)
Exons: 5
Coding region: 1-3480 (1159 amino acids)
Biological process (GO): regulation of transcription by RNA polymerase II; silent mating-type cassette heterochromatin formation; rDNA heterochromatin formation
Molecular function (GO): zinc ion binding; sequence-specific DNA binding
Source: RefSeq, a predicted model, not a curated record
AUGGAUUCUCAGGACGGGAUUUCCGUCCGGCCCAUGAGGCUAAAGGUACUGUAUACAUUCGAUAAUGACAAUAAAACGAAUUGCUUGGCCCGAUGGCCCCAUCUCCUUGACAUACAGACCGCCGCCUUGGAUGAGAAAACUCAGAUUGGAGUGAUCGAGCUCAAAACCUGCAUUCAAGCCAUUGUUUCUGCUAGUCCGGAAUUGGUCGCACAGCUGGGUCAGGAUUAUACUGUCUACGCCUAUGACUAUUCCGAAUAUGAGACGCCCCUCGUCGGACAGGGAAUGCUAUCAUGGGUUCUGGCGUCAUCGUCCCCAACACCCAAUGCACCGGCACACCAGUCAAUGACAAUGGUAACGGGCCGUGUUUGCAAGAACGUGCUGGGUUUGUUUUCAAAGGGUGCCCAGGAAACGCUGGAGGUUAAACUGCGCUUGGUGCCUGUACCGACGGCGAUGCAAAGCGAGUAUCUGCAAAGCAUGCAGAAAUACCGAGAACUAAGCAACGUUAUUCCGCACGAGUUCGAUGCCCAGACAUGGUCGGAUUUCAUACGCCAAAACCCUGACGUGAUGACACCUACAUCCCAGGCCACAGUCCAAGCACCAUCUCCGAUGGACCAUUCCGCGAUUGAAAAAUUCCACCAGAUUCUCAGUGCAGGCUCCACGCCAAGGGAAGCGAUGUCGAUGCCCACUCACCCUCAAUUUCGAUCCACAUCCCCUGUACAGUCCAAUCUCAGCACAGCAAGCAAAGUCCAGACCCCAGGGGGUCAAUUCCAGCCUCAGCAAGAACAGCCGCCAUCACGACCAUCAUAUUUGGAACGGAGCCAGAGCGACGUUAUCCGCCCUUCGUCUAGUGCUUCCAUGCGUGAUGCUGAUUUUCAGGCAUUUGCAAGCUCCGGCCGUAGGGAUUCGAUACAGUCGGGUUAUGGCAGUUGUGACGAAUCGGGUGAACAACAGCCACGGAAAAGAGCAAAGCUGUACCGAGCUGAAGCUCCUGGAAAAGCAGACCUAAAUAUCGAAAGACAGCCAAGCUCUUUGAGAGUGGCUGCCAGCACCGCAGCUUCUGUUCGGAUCCAUCGCCCGACACCAAUCAACCCUCUCAUUUCAGCGGCUCAGAAUUCAGGCGAAGAGCCGGUCCGGCCGCCUACUCCCAUUUCCGACAUGAACAGUUUACCCCGCCGUGCACGCCCUCUUCCAAGCCUCCUUCGGGAAUCAUCAAUCCAGAGCAACACUCAAUAUACCUCGCCGUAUCCCAUGAGCGAUGACCAUCCCUCGGUAGAACCGACUGCAACAUCGCCCGGGGAGACCCGGUACCAGGGUCUAUUUGAGCCAUCCUUCAGUAUGCCCUCUUCUCCACCGGUUUUGGAUUACGGGUUUCCCACUAGAUCUAGCCCAGUUCUUCCACCCAUGGCGGCUGAUCUGGAUUCUGGAUUCAUGAGCGGUGGUAUUGAUGAGCUAUUGGAUGAUGAGCUCGGCCCUCCACUUGACGGCAGUGCAAGGCCCGCAUCAAAAAACACGACCCGAUCAAAGCGAACUGUUCGCUCGGCCGCUCAAGCCAGCUCCCCCGCCAAUGUCAUUGAAAUACCCGAUACCCAACCUACGAAUCAUUCUGCCAGCGAGGGGGCUCCAGACCAGCAGUCGCAGCUACAGAACCAAGCCGAGAUUCUUCCUGCGAGUGAAGUACCCACUGAGCAGCAAAAACAACAGCAACAGGCCACGGAAGUUGCGGUUGCGCCUCCUCGCGCUUCUCAAAUAGCCUCACGACCUUCUUCACGACCUUCUUCGCGUGCUAGCGUGCGACAAACACACAAGCCGCUAGCUCCAGCUCCCAUCUCCCAGAGUGAACUGGAGCAACUUCUUAGUGCGAUUCCCGCCAGCGACCCAAUCGCUGGACAAUGGCCAGCACCCUCCAGUGAUAUUGGCACAGCUGAGACUCCAGGCCCGCAGCUCACUAGCGAAGAUGGCAAGCUUCGCAGCGGGGCAGGAGCCAGACGGCUGAAGCAGGUUAAGCAAGUCCAGGCACGUCUCGAGAAGUGUAUCCGGGACGGACAAGUUCCGCCAUACUGCGAGAACUGUGGCGCCAUCGAGACACCUACCUGGCGCAGAGCGCACUCCAAGGAAAUCAAGGGCGGCGAAGAUGAAGCAAAUGAACUCGCCAAGGACCCACUGGUGUUUUUCUGGCGAACAGUCGAUAAGGAUGAACAGGAAAAAGUCAUCAAGUUCAAGAUCUACAAGAAAAGCCUGGCGGACGCUGAUAAGGAUUUUGCUCAAGUCUUGCUUUGCAACCCUUGUGGUCUUUGGCUUCACAAGUUUAGGUUUAUGCGUCCUGAACACAAAUGGAACAAGACUAGUUAUAAAAAGAAGAAGCGACCCCCGAGAAACCGGAGGGGAGGCGGCCCACUCUCGACCGACAACCGCAACCGAAGCGAGUCAUCCAAACCGGACGCAUCGUCACCUGGAAUUUCGGACACAUCGUCACCAGCAGCUGACGAUGACGCCACCCCCUGUCCCGAUAACGACGUCCCCAAAACCGGCGAAGACGAUGAUUCUCAAGAGCGACCAGCAAAGCGCCGCCGCGCAAAUAGCGCGGAGCCCCGGAAGUCAUCUGACACGGCAGGAAGCCGCUGGCAAGAGAAAGAUGCAGCGGAAGCGCUUCAACGGGCUAUUCAGUCUAGCCCGGCUAGAAAUCUUGCAGUUCGCAAUGCUUCAGCCCCGGGCCAGUCAGUAUUAAACAGCCCUAAGCGAAGCUCGCGAAUCUCCAACAUCCAGGAAUCAAAUAAAGAAUCCCGCGAGAAAGAAAACCAGGCUGCAACUGGCCUGGACCGGCUUUUCGAGAGUCCCUCGUUCGAACUUGACAUGUGUGUCAGUCCCACUCCCAAGCGUCGAAACCAACGCCUGAAUGUUGGGGACAAACGGCACUCGCUUCCGUCCAUCUCACCGGCUGCUAAGUCUCGAAGAGAUGGGGCUCCGGAUACCACCCCAACUCGACACUCUGCACGUCGGCUCCAACGUGUCCAGAGCAGUCCGGGAUCUGCGUCUCGCCAGAAUCGAACGCCUGGGCGAUCUCGUUCUAAUUUCCCCGACCUUCCCGAAUUGUCUGAUGAUAUCUUUGGCACAGCGGCAUUCCAAGGAAUGGACGAUAUGAUUGUUGACAUUUUCUCGGACGAUGUGGCACUCAACACGGACUCAUUAUUUGGGCUCGACUCUAGGAACUCAACGCAUAACAACUGGAACGAUUGGCUCCCAUCAGAUUGCAUUUCCCCAUCCAGGUCAGAUGGAAAUCAGAAUAACGAAAAUUCGACGGACAUUAUAAAUGCGCUCCUGUCCGAUCCCGGUCUUCAGAAGGACAUGUUUCAGUACCCGGACCCGAGCGCCCUUGACUCGGGUUUCUUUAGUUCCGAUGCUCUUCAGGCUGGAAGAAUGGUGGUUGACGACAAAAAUGAUACGCCGGCAGAUCAAACCUCCGGCAAUUCUGAGCAAGUUUAG